Messenger RNA from Babesia bigemina, 840 nucleotides. RefSeq names its product mitochondrial carrier protein, putative. The transcript is spliced from 3 exons. NCBI's taxonomy places the organism in Eukaryota, Apicomplexa, Aconoidasida, Piroplasmida, Babesiidae. The record is from RefSeq and is a predicted model, not a curated record. Gene Ontology annotation, biological process: mitochondrial transmembrane transport. The coding region runs from base 1 to 840 and encodes 279 amino acids.
AUGGAUGCGAAGGAUGGAAAUGGAGGCUCCCAUGCUUGCAACAUUCUCAAGGGCACCACGAUUGGAGGGCUUGUGGUAUCGUCGCUCUGUGUGCCGACUGACGUCGUGCGCAACUACUGGUACUUCAACCCGGAGCUGAAGGGCAUUCGCGGGAGCAUAAGCACUGCCGGCGUCGCUCGCCACAUCUAUGCAACCCGCGGUGUUCGAUGCUUCUUCACUGGUUUCCACCUCACCGCCCUAAAUGUCGUGGGCGGUCAGACCAUAUUCCUGCUGUCGUACGACGCGAUGAAGACCGAAAUGAGCACUCCGUUGGCAAGCAUUUUGGGAAGGAUGGCUACUCUUCUGUCGAUGCAACCGCUGGAGUGCCUGCGUACCUACACCCAGGCCAACCUGCCGGGUCGCACCAUGAGCUUUUUCCAACAUACCCAAGGCUUUUCUAGGUUCACAUCGCUCUACCGGGGUCUGAUUCCAACGGUUAUUCGCGACGUGCCGUUUUCGGCGGUACAUUGGCCUCUGAAUGACCUUCUGUACCGUCGCUUCAUCGCGUCCUGCGGCCGUUCGGAAUCCGACCUGACUAGAGUCCAGAAGUUUGCGCUCUCUUUCGCUACAGGAACCAUGUCGUCGAUAUUGGCGACCAUGAUCUCGCAGCCCUUCGACAUAGUGAAAACCACCAUCCAGGCUGCAGCUGGUCGCAAGUCGAAGAUGACGGUUCGAGGGGAGCUGCGCCGGUUUUUUGGUCAGUACGGUAUGCGAGGGUUCCUCAUCGGCCUGACGCCCCGCCUGAUAAAGGUGGUUCCAGGCUGUGCGAUAAUAUCAGGGUGUUAUCGUUACUUCAACUGA